Messenger RNA from Solanum tuberosum (potato), 461 nucleotides. RefSeq lists its product as uncharacterized. The record is from RefSeq and is a predicted model, not a curated record. Bases 51 to 425 code for a protein of 124 amino acids. The transcript has 4 exons. Lineage: Eukaryota; Viridiplantae; Streptophyta; Magnoliopsida; Solanales; Solanaceae.
UUGAAGUGUGCUCAUUCAAUCCACAUGAUCAAUGGUCAUCCAGCGACUCUAUGAGUCCCGGAAUGCUAUACUUCCUGAUUCAUAUUGGAAAUAUGAAUGAAACCGAGAAGGUGGUAGAAACAGUGGUCCAGGCGAUGACAGAACUACAAGCAGAUGGUCCUCUAGAACAUCAAAUUCAAACUGCAUUGGAUUCGGUACCAACAAAAGAAGAGGAAGAGCGAAACACGCUUAAGUAUAUUUUCAUGCAAUGGGUAGUUUGGUCAAUGUAUUAUGUUGGAGGUCUAUCUCAUUCUUAUCAGACGCUUAGAGAGUUGAAAGCAAAUGCUCCAACUCGCUUCAAUGCGGAUUUUAUCAAGUCCUUGCUGAAGAGGUUUCUGCCUUGGCCUUGUAGUAGCCAGUACACUGUCUUUUAUUUGACCUGUUGAUAACUUUUCUUUCUAUAUGUUUGAAUGUUAUUUUGA